This is a messenger RNA of Cyprinus carpio (common carp), 3124 nucleotides long. Its product is annotated as voltage-gated potassium channel regulatory subunit KCNF1-like. Gene Ontology annotation, cellular component: membrane; voltage-gated potassium channel complex. Gene Ontology annotation, biological process: protein homooligomerization; potassium ion transmembrane transport. NCBI's taxonomy places the organism in Eukaryota, Metazoa, Chordata, Actinopteri, Cypriniformes, Cyprinidae. The record is from RefSeq and is a predicted model, not a curated record. Gene Ontology annotation, molecular function: voltage-gated potassium channel activity.
UUCGAUGAAUUGGGGAGACUAGGGCAAGUUGACACAGGGUAACUAUAUUUUGAGUCGAAGGUUCAGAUACUAAAAAAGUACUUUUUCUAUAAUUUUGUUCUCUGGACAAAGAAAUAUUCAUAAAUCUCGUGUUUAUUUUAUACAAUUUACAAAAUGAAUUAAUGUUUUUUUUUCCCCAACAGAAACUAAAUUUUCUUUUUAAUCUUGCAGUUCCAUUAAGUGUUUUGUCCUUCAUAUUUAUUUAUUAAUUUUUAUUUUAUUUUUAUUUUUUUUAUUUUGCUUAAAAGACAUUAAACAGCAGCUAUAUAAUAGAGUAUCUAGUUGCAGGUUCCCACUGUGAGAAAUAAAACUUCAGCGUGUCAGUAUAAGUUCCCUAGGUAAUGAUGGAAAUGUUCAGUUGUCAGUCAAUUGUUAAAAAAAAAAGCUAUUAAAAAAUCUUUCUUUCUUGUCUUUGUUGCAGCUGUAGUGAAAUUUCUAUGGGUGGCGCAAUUACUCAGGGAUGCCGGUGAGCGCCUCAGCGACAAACUGAGAACUAAAUGUUGAGUGACUAAUGCUAAUUCAGAAACGUUCUAUUCAGUGUUUUUAUUUAGCACAUACGUUCUUCCUGUGAAAAAGACCUGUGAUGUAUGAAUCAACUUGGACUUUAUGGAAAAAUCCAGUAUCUUGUGGACUGUGCAAGUAACAGGUGAGUGAACGACCAUGUGAUUUACGUACGUUACUGGUGUAAUAAACUGUUUAACUCGUAGCUUCACAACAAUUGCCUGUGAGGAAAAAAAAAAGAUUUUACAUCUAUAUAUUUUUACCAGUUGUUAAGCUGUAAUCGCAAAACUUUACGACAAGAUUUUCACCUGUUCAUAACCGAUGUUUUGGUUACUGCACCAUUGACGGAAAAUUACAAUUUGCGUUGCGCGAGAAAAACUUUUAAAAAGUAUCAAUAAUAAUAACAGAAGUGAGCCCGAAACAAUAUAUAUCAAUUCUUAUAAAAAGCCAACCCCCCCCACCCAUAUUCUUUUAAUUCACUCUCUAUUCACUACUAUUGGUCUUUUGUAAGUUGGGCAAAAGAGUUGUUAAAAACAGGUUGGAAAUGGCAGGAAACACCAGGCGAGAUAUAGUAAUAAAGGAUCUGGGGUUACAGAGCGAGCGAGAGAGAGAAAGAAAGAGGUGCACAGGGAGGAGGGGGGAGACCUGUUACUGCUGUAGCAACUGCGCGCUUUCACUGCGCAAAAGCGCACAGAAAUGUUAUCUGCUUGAAUCAAAAUAGCAUUCUCUUGACUCGUUUUCUUAUCAAAGCUUUUUUUUUUCAAGACAAGAUGUAUUAAUUUUACUCUCUUAGCAUGUCUUUAGUAUUUACGAAGUUGAUCAGAAUCCUCUUUUGACAUAAGAGGACUCUGCGACUCCAUGCGCCUUUUCUUACAACUCACCGCCUAACAUUUAACGCCAUUUAAAUGUUUUGAGACUAGGGCUGCGAGGAUGUGGACGCUUCCGAGGACCCGGUUCGCGCACUGUAACGGCUCGUCGAGCAGCGACGAGAAAGAAAUCGCCGUAAACAUCGGCGGCGUGCGGCUGGUGCUGUGCGGAGACAUUCUGAACCGCUAUCCGGACAGCAGGCUCGCCGAACUAGUGAACUGCUCAACUCGGAGUUUUGAUGUCAUUUCCUCGCUCUGCGAUGAUUACGACCCUGGAAAACGAGAAUUCUACUUCGACAGAGAUCCCGACUCGUUUAAAUGCAUCGUGGAAGUGUAUUACUUUGGAGAGAUCCAUAUGAAGCGCGGAAUCUGUCCUAUUUGUUUUAUCAAAGAGAUGGAGUUUUGGAAGAUCGACUUGAGCUACUUGGACGAAUGCUGCAAGAGUGACUUGACUGAGAAGGAGGAAGAGUUGGCAGAGAUUGCAGACAAGGUGAAACUGAUCCUGGAUGAUCUGGACUGUGACCCUAACGUGAGCCGCACUGAAAGGUGGCAGAAGUUCCUCUGGAAGCUCAUGGAGAAACCGGAGUCCUCGCUCCCCGCGCGCGUAAUUGCCGUCGUGUCCUUCCUGUUCAUCCUAGUCUCAUCUUUGGUGAUGUGUCUCGGGACCAUACCGGACCUCCAGGUGGAGGAUUCCGAGGGGAACCGCGUUGAGCACCCGACCCUGGAUGCUAUCGAGACAGCGUGCAUCGGCUGGUUCACGGUAGAGUACGUGCUGCGCCUCGCAUCGUCCCCAAACAAGGUGCGCUUCGCGCUCUCCUUCAUGAACAUGAUAGACUUCUUGGCCAUCCUGCCGUUCUACGUGGUGCUGGUUCUCACGUACCUCGGCACGGCCAUGAUGGAGCUGGUCAACGUGCAGCAGGCGGUGCAGGCGCUCCGCAUCAUGCGCAUUGCGCGGAUCUUCAAGCUAGCGCGACAUUCUUCUGGCCUGCAGACGCUCACGUACGCGCUCAAACGGAGCUUCAAGGAGCUGGGGCUGCUCCUCAUGUACAUGGGAGUGGGCAUCUUCGUGUUCUCCGCGCUCGGGUACACCAUGGAGCAGAGCCACCCGGAGACGCUGUUCAGAAGCAUCCCGCAGUCCUUCUGGUGGGCCAUUAUCACCAUGACCACCGUCGGCUAUGGGGACAUCUACCCAAAAACCACCCUAGGCCGGUGCAACGCGGCCAUCAGCUUCCUGUGCGGGGUGAUCGCCAUAGCGCUGCCCAUCCACCCCAUCAUCAACAAUUUCGUCAUCUAUUACAACAAGCAGAAGGUGCUAGAAACCGCCGCCAAGCACGAGCUGGAACUCAUGGAGCUGCGCGCACUCGAGCUCGCGGUGGGAAGCUCCUCGCGCCGGUCUGACGCGCCCGGGAACGCGUGGGAAGGUGCCAUGCGCGCGUCGCGUAGCGAUACAUACAUUCCGCUCCUUUCGGGAGCGCACAGAACUGAGAGGGAGCCCGUGAAGAAGAAGAAAAGCCUGACUUAGGCCACAAGUGAAAGAAACUUGCAAAGCAGUUUACGUUUCACGAGAGCUUGUGUGAUUUUGAUCAUUGUGCGCUAUAAACUGCUGUGCUGCAGUGUGACCGUCAAGCUGCUUGUGGUGUUUUCACUGGACAUCAAAAGUCAGUUCCUCUUCAAAAGUGUUAUUUUGUCUUUAUUAAAUAAAGUGCAUGUCAAACUUC